Messenger RNA from Orbicella faveolata, 2929 nucleotides. RefSeq lists its product as uncharacterized. The record is from RefSeq and is a predicted model, not a curated record. Lineage: Eukaryota; Metazoa; Cnidaria; Anthozoa; Scleractinia; Merulinidae.
AUGAGGCUAUGUGGAACGGAAAAAGUGCUCCGCUGCUUAAAUAUAAUCCUCGUGCACUUGGCGAGUCUCAAUAUGCCGAGUUAGCGCGGAGGAAAAUUGAUAUCGGGCGCGCAAAGCGUGCUAUUUCAUUCUUGUCUUAAACUAACGAAGUUCAGCUUAUUCAGUUUAAAAGAAGGAAUAUGCCUUAUAAUCCAACUGACAAACGAUUCAACUUUUUGAGAUGGUAAAAGGAGUCAACAUUUCUCUGCAAAUUCGGUCACUUGUUCACUCUCUGAUACACAGCUUUCCUCGAUAUUCCUCACUGCAUUUGAUGUGAUAAAACUAGAUUCUUCUAGAAAUACUGAGCUUCUUGAUGGGUUGUCAUAUUGUCAUUAUCCACACCGGCUGAAAGGGGUGUUUGCAAUAAGUAUGAACAAUUGAUAUUUCGAACUGUUCUGCGCGUUUUCAGUUUUUAUAUCUAAGGAAACAUGAAAACUUGAUUGAUAGCUUUUGUUUGCUAGAAAGGCCUGUGUUAGACUGUUACGAUGCAAUGUUCAAAUAACGAUUGUAAAAACAAAAGAUAAAUUCAAAGUCGAAUGAACUGCAUACGAUAUAAACAGUUUCACUACAGCAGAAGAGGUCUAAAAAGCCAAACUUAAAGUAGGAAAUCUGUUGUCUUGAGUUUUCCUCAAAUUAAUUCUUUUUAAGUAUUAAGUUUUUCUCACUUGUUUUCUGUAAAGUGUUUUCCCCUUUAUUGCGGUAACAUUAGUCAUGAAUGACAAAUAAAACUGACAGGAUAAAACGCUGUUUCCGUGCACUCUCUAGAAGGCGUGAUUAUAUAAACUAAUUACACCUUUUUCUAUUGCUUUAAAUCUUUUGAACACUGUCAAUAAUGUCACUGUCAUACUUGUGAAUGGCAGGGUAAAAUUUUGGGUGUUUCUGGUUUGAAUUCUAAUGAUAAAUUUUAGCGAUUAAAGAUGAACCUGAAUCGAAAAACUUACGUGGCUUAGCGACUGCGAACAGGAUAAACGGGCAAUCAACAAUGAAAACAGAACAUAGGCACCUCGAUAAACGUGGCAGAUUGCCACUUCACUGGGCAGGUGGUUUUUUGUGGCAUUGCCCGGAGCACAGUUAGUGGUAAAUAGAAAUGAAAUAGCUCUUCAUAUCGCCCAGCAACGACAGCAAAACACAUCAGAAAGAUCCAAAUUUGCAUGUUAAAAAAUAGUAAGAACUAACACGUAGUUUUGUAUAUAGCUAUCCCCAGGGACAAGGAAAACAACGGAGGGACUUCUUUGAUUUGGAAAAACAGCGAGGAUUUCUCGUUGAUAAUCAGUGCUUCUAGUGAAAAGGAAAUUCAAAAAGACAAAAUCUGGCUGAAGAAUUAGUAGAAAAGCUUUCGCAAUCAGACAUUUUGUGAUUUUCUAUAUCGAAUUUCGGUCUCAAGUGGCACAUGCCAAAUUGUUAUUGCGUUCAAUUUUCACUAAAAGCAACAAAAGGGAGGAUGUCUUCGCGCGACAGCAAGGAACCUGCUGAACGGAUUGGAUCAUCGACAACCAAACGCAUGUCGACUUUAAAUGAGCAUGAAGACCACAUUCUUCGUCGCAGAAUAAACGCGUAUCAAAAGAUUCACAACAAAGAGAUUGCCGGAGUGGCAAGCAAACUCGAUGAAAUCAGGGAAUCCAUGAAGGCCCUCGCGACAGAUCCACUGUUAGGAACACACGCGUUGAACAAUGUAGAGCCUAACGGCGGAGUUCACCCUCCCCGAAGUCCUGUCGCUAAUGGGCAAAAGUCGAAACUUCGUCGCACCCAGAGCUUUCCCGAGGUAUUAGACGGAUUAAACAUUCGUAGCACAAACACUUCGUCUUUUCCCGCCCUCAAAGGCGUGCGCCAUGCUGUGAAAUCGGGGGAGAGGACGGCAUCGAAUGAUGUAACCAAAUCAAGAGCAAGGUCCAUUGGCUCGCCUCAGAUUCACGACAGCCUUCAAUUAGGGAGAGACGCGGCGAGCGACUGGCAAGAGAUGGGACAUAAAAAGCUGGAAAGGUCCAAAACGGCUCCUGUGGCAAUGCUGCAACCACUUUUGAAAACCACGCCAGAGAUGAUGAGAAAGAAAAUACACAUUUCAACUUCGAAUCGGCACAGCAACGAAGAAGCUACAGCGAGAAGGGGGCUUUCGCCACGAGUAGCGGAUGCGAGUUCAAGGAUGCAUUCACUCCAAACUCAAGGUGAUUCAGGAAACGUUCUUUCUCGACCAAAAACGUCGCCUAACUCACAGCUGAAUUUUAAAAUCGCACCGCCUCGUGGUUCAUUACACGACUCCAGAAAGCAGUCGAAGUUUCCGGCCAAGCGAAUGGGCGCCAAAGAGGAGUCAAAUGGUCUAGGCGAUACUUUUCAAUCCUUACAAAACGCCCACGAACAUAAAUCAUCUAACAAGAGUAUCGCCAAGCCUCCCCAAAAAUUUCAAGACGACCUCUUUGCGGCGACCGCCCUCAGUGACAAAGAACCCAAUAUUGAAGACCUCAGAUAUUGCGGAUACUUAAGGUUUUCUAAAGAAAGCCAAGAAAGCAAUCGAAUUUGACGCAGCGGGCCAAAAACAACAUCGUCCGAGGUUAUGUAAACUAUGGUUGAAUUAAUACAAGUUUCGUCAGAAAUCAGUCAAAAAACUGGCAAAGUUUUAGCAAACGGAAGGAUCCCGUUCUUUGCCAAUAAUAAAGGCAUCGAUUAUUUUGGUUGGAAAUGUUUUGUGUUAGCCAAGGCUGUAUGUGAAAAAUUUUUUCAAUAAUUCCACUUUAAUCAUAUGUUUUGAAAACCAAAAAAAAAUUGAGUAGCGGAAACGGAAUCGUUUUCCGUUUUAAAACGAAGAAACACGAAGCUUAAAGUGCUUUAUACAUUUGGUUGCUUUGAAAUAUUAGCAUUAAUUUAUAUAAGUGAGACGACGUUCAUAUUCGGUUAG